AUGGAAUCUCGUGGCUGCAAGCAGAAGCUGAGAUAUAUGGCACAAAGCACGAAGCACGAGGGACAAACCCCUGCUCUCGCCAACAUGGUCAUUAUUACCCUCGGAUACAGUCUGCCUAUUCCAAUGCGACGUGUCAAGUUCGCCGUUGGAUCCAUUCUCGGCGAUGGUAGCCAUAUACUGAUCAGGGUUGGCCCGUACCUCUUGUAG
Molecule: messenger RNA, 207 nt
Organism: Penicillium hordei
Lineage: Eukaryota; Fungi; Ascomycota; Eurotiomycetes; Eurotiales; Aspergillaceae
Exons: 2
Coding region: 1-207 (68 amino acids)
Source: RefSeq, a predicted model, not a curated record